Aaosphaeria arxii CBS 175.79 is the source of this 706-nucleotide messenger RNA. RefSeq names its product lytic polysaccharide monooxygenase. The transcript has 3 exons. Bases 1 to 699 code for a protein of 232 amino acids. NCBI's taxonomy places the organism in Eukaryota, Fungi, Ascomycota, Dothideomycetes, Pleosporales. The record is from RefSeq and is a predicted model, not a curated record.
AUGCAUUUCUUCACGAGCUUGCUGCUCACCGCAGCGACCGUCCAGGCACACUACACCUUCCCCCGCCUCGUAAUUAACGGCAAACCCGAAGAAAAGGACUGGUCCGUAACGCGACGAACGAAGAACGACAACACCAAGCAAGGCAUUGAAAACCCGACCAAUGCCGACAUCCGCUGCUACUCGUCCUCCAACGCCGCCGGCAUCGCGACCGUGCCUGCCGGAGCCCAGAUCCACUACAUCUCGACACAGCAGGUGAACCACCCGGGACCGACGCAGUACUACCUCGCCAAGGUUCCCGAGGGAAAGAGUGCGAGCAACUGGGACGGAAGCGGGAAUGUGUGGUUCAAGUUCCACACUGAGAUGCCGACGGUCGAUAAGAAUAAACAGAUGACCUGGCCAGGACAGAACGAAUACAAAACCACCAACGCCACAAUUCCCAAAUCCACGCCCUCGGGAGAGUAUCUGCUGCGCGUCGAGCAUAUCGCCCUGCACAUGGCAAUGCAGGCCAACAAGGCGCAGUUCUACCUUAGCUGCUCGCAGAUCAAGAUCACGGACGGCGGGAGCGGGUCGCCAGGUCCGCUAGUCGCGCUUCCCGGCGCAUACAAGAGUAACGACCCCGGGAUCCUGGUCAAUCUGGGGAGCAUUCAGAACGCGCCCGAGACGUAUCAGCCGCCGGGUCCGAAGGUUUGGUCGGGGUAGAUGGUGA